Messenger RNA from Plodia interpunctella (Indianmeal moth), 9350 nucleotides. RefSeq names its product protein tramtrack, beta isoform-like. The record is from RefSeq and is a predicted model, not a curated record. The transcript has 10 exons. Gene Ontology annotation, molecular function: DNA binding; protein binding. Gene Ontology annotation, biological process: regulation of transcription by RNA polymerase II. Gene Ontology annotation, cellular component: nucleus. Bases 353 to 1633 code for a protein of 426 amino acids. Lineage: Eukaryota; Metazoa; Arthropoda; Insecta; Lepidoptera; Pyralidae.
UGACAGUUUUGACUUAAAUAAAUAUCCUUUCUUUAGCUUUUUCUGCAGUUCAAAUAGUAAAUGGUAUUGACCAACUCUUAUUAAGUUGAUUUAGUGGUGGAUUCAGAGUAGAAAGUUUAAUAUAAAAAGUAAUAUAUCAAUCAACUUAUAAAAUAAUCAUUUAUUUCUUUCUUUACAUUGGCAACACAGGCACAGGUCGGCGUCGGCGUGGGUUUUGCAAAGCUCCCGACGAGAGCCUGAAGGGGAGGAUAUAUAAACGCGAAUAUAAUUUAAAAGGUUAAAGUCACAUGCAGACCUGAAGAGAACCUGAGGGAAACAAAUACACACGUUAAAUUUGAGGUUUUUCCGGUUGAUGAGCAGCUUCGACAUGUCUCAACAAUACAGCCUGCGCUGGAACAACCACCAACCCAACUUCAUAGCGUCGUUUUCCCAGCUGCUCUCCACUGGAUCCCUAGUGGACGUGACCCUAACGGCGGAGGGUGAGACUCUGCCCGCCCACAAAAUAGUUCUCUGCGCAUGCAGCCCCUAUUUCCACUCGGUGUUAGUGAAGAACCCGUCUAACCACCCCAUCGUAAUUUUGAAGGAUGUCACCUUCGCACAUCUGCAAACAAUCGUCGACUUCAUGUACACAGGCUCAAUCAAUGUAACGCCGGAGGAGUUCCCAAAGAUAAUGGCGACAGCGCGGAAUCUGCAAAUAAAGGGAUUGUCGGAGAUGCCAAACAGCACCACGCUGACGGACCUGCAGCCCGGGGUCUCCGUGGACUCGCAGAGGCGCUCCGUGUCGCCCAUGCAAGAACCCAGUGCGAAGCGCAAGAGGCGCAGGAAGAGCUCGUCAGGUUCCGCGCCCGUGGAACUGAUUCCCGAGGAGAGCGAACCGGAGAACACCCAGGUGGAGUCCAUCACCCUCAGUAGUUUGCCGCAACAACAGCAGGGGAGAGAAGACAGGGAUCCAGAACUUGCACAACAGUCGACCGAGUCUCAAAAUGCAAAUGUAAUGCCGCAAUCGCAUUUAGACGCAAACUCCUCUUUACAAGGAGGUCAGUGGGGUAUGAUGGAGCACACGUACCCCCGGUAUAACGCGUGUGCGGGGCCCGGCAUGCCACAGGACUCCGGUAUGUAUCUCAAUAAUGUGAUGGGCGGCCACGUGACCGACAUGAACGCGUACGGGCAAGGCCUCGGCGUGCCCGGGCCCUCGCCCGGCCCCAGCUGCGUGCCCGAAUCGCAACAGACCCCUCAGCAGAUGAUCCCGAAACGAAGGCGCACCACGAACCCUCAGUCCGAAGAAAAGUUCCAAAGAGCGUUAGACGCCGUUCGAUUCGGCGGCAUCGGUUUCUGCAAAGCGGCGAGACUAUUCGGCGUGAACAACCGCACGCUAUGGCUAGAAUACAAGAAAAAAGGCUACCCCAACAAUCGACCUAGUAUUCGCAGUAGGAUCAAGCGCGAGCACGCCUCCCCCCCACUGGAACACAAAGACGACAAUCAGCAACCGGAACAACAAAUGGCCCUGCUCUGUCCACCGCAUUCUGUGCCCGUCGGUUUCAUCGACAGUCGCCCGCUGGACUUUCCCCUCCAAGGAGUGCCGCACCAUUCGCCCCUGAAUAUUUUAGGGGUUAAUUUUAACUCGAUACAAUAGAACGCGGCGUGCGGCGCGGGCAUCGACGAGUCGUACUCGUUGUGACCCGAGUGGGGCGAGGUCAACGCCCCGCCCGCCGCCGCCGUCGCGCCUCGGUAUGAUAUCUACAUGCAUAUGCCGCUGUAACCCCCCGCCAUAAUGCGGGCUGGGAACUCCUCAUGGGAUAUGCCAUGGAAUAACAAAAAAAAAAAACUGAAAGUAUAAUGGGAAUUCUUAAUUCGAAAAUUCGCAUUCGCAAUUCGAAAUAAAAUCGAACGUUGCAUUAAGUAUAUUUAAGGAAUAUUGAAUAUUUAGCAAGUUAUGUAUUACACUAUUUAUUUAAUUAAACUUGAUUCCUUUUGGAGAUUCCACACAAGUAUACACUUGUGGAGUUUCCAAAGGAAAUCAUAUGGCAACGAAGUAUAGACUACAUUGCGUUUUACGUUGCACUUUGAUGAAGAUUUUCGUGAAUGAGAGGAAAUAAAAUUUUAAAAAAUAUAAUUCUUUUGUUAAAGUUAAAAGUAGAAGUAGGUAUGUAUGUAGGUAGGUAGUUUGCGCCAAAAAGAAAGUUACGAGAAUCGCUAUUUCUUUUCCACAGUGCGUCGUACAUUCUUAAAAUCUUUUUUCAUAAGACAAUACAUUGUAGUCAUAAUAUUUUGAAAAUUCUACAUGAGUAAAUCUUUCGACGACUUUUCCAGAGACAUUUCUAAAUAAAUUACACUACAAAACAAUCUAAAGCGGAUUCACGAAAAUCUUUAUCCCAGUGCAACGUAAAACGCAAUGUAGUAUAUAUAUACUUGGUUGCCAUAAAUAAAUAUUUAUCAUUCUCAAAUGCAAUGUUACUAGUAUCGAAAAGAAGAAUGAAAUGUAUCUAGAGACUGAAACUCCCAUUAUGCAAUUUCGGAUGAUCGUUAGAAGCAGGACGAUAGAUAAACAUUCAAUUAAUCUUUGGCAUAACACGUGCGUUCCCACGGCCCACGGAUCUCAGUAGCAUAGUUAUAAACUGGUCGGUACUGACAUGUCGUGCACAAAUAGGGUACUUUUACGUCAAAUAAAAUUGUGAUAGCGAAUUGUAUAGUGCGAUGCGUGUUUCGCGUUAGUUGUAAGAGAAAGAAUGGCAGGUUACAUUCAGUUAUUCAGAACUACCUCUCUUAUAGUAUUCUUUUGUAUGUUGUUUUUUACAAUUUUUUAUUAACUUGUAGCAGCCACCAAAAAAUUAAGAUUUAGGUGUAGUUUGACACAGAAUCAAGUAUUAUUACCAGAUAGGAUUUCGUUGCGGUCAUGUAUGAUAACUUAUAUCGAAGAAAGUAAAGAAAAUAAUAAUAUUUACUCAUAUUAUACAUAUGUUUGCACACGUCUUUAUAAUUCACAACGCUGUGUGACCCAUGCUACUCAUGAACGUGGCAAUUAUUUAAAAAAAAAUCAUACACACACACACUACAUUUUCACAAUGAAACUAAGAAUGUAAAAAAUGUUACAUGUGUUUUGUGUGUGUUAACACGUGCAAAUAAAUAAAAAAAUCGUAACGUGCAAAAUCGUAACGCAUUUAUAUCUGAAUUGUAUAUUUAUAUACAAAUAUUGUUUAUUUUCAACGGAUUAUUUAAAUGUAACAUAUAAGCAUUGCAUACUUAUUGUAUUCGGAAUGGCUGUUAUAUGAGCUUAUUAAGGCUUAUUUAAACUUUCGCGUUGCAUAAUUAUAUACUAAAUUAAACGCGCACAUACCUUUUCUAUUUCCCAGACGUUUCGGACCUUGUUACAAAGGUCCGUGGUCACUGGGCGACUGGGAAAUAGCAAAGGUAUGUGCGCGUUUAAUACCUGUUAUUUAGUAUAUAAUUAUGAAGGGUCCAUCGUGUGCCUUUUUCAGUCCGCCAUAGAGCAUAAAAUAACUAUUACUAAAGUCAAAUUCAAUAAGGUUGGCCAUAAAGUCAUUGACACCCGCGUACUAUGUUUUCCCAAUUUCAAAAACGACAGUUUUUGGAAUAUAUGAAAUGUAUCGCAAAAUUGUGUAAACACGGUAACUUUGUAUAGGGUCAUACAAGUAGAAAUCGUCAACAUUUAUUUAAAAGUACACGAUAUUAUUUCUAUCUUCCUGUGUUGAUUUGUUACUCUUUACGUUUUAACCACUGCAGUCUUGGCUUUUCCACAUUAGAGGGACCGGGUUGUGGUUCCAUUUUAAACAAAAAAAUUAACAAAGAAAACAAAUUUCAAAUAAACAUAUUGUGCGGCUGUCAAACAAAAUGGCAGCCGAAAGUUGUCAAUCUCUUGUCAUCGGUAAGUGGGAGCAAUGAACUUUAUGGCCAGUCUACAUGAACGAUACUUUAAUCGAUAAGUUAACAUACAAAGGCCGUCGUGAAAUCGAUAUCGAGUGGGGGUUAACGUUUACAAGUUAUUUUCUGUCGUUUACCCCCAAGUAUCAUACAGGUUGAUUGUUUGAGUUUGACAGUGAAAUUUUGUAUUAGUAACCGCCUAGUGAAGUCGUAGCUAUAAGUUUACUUUAUAUUGUGUUAUUAAGAACAAAUAUGUUAGCGAUAGGAAACCAUGCAUUUUAUAAGAACUUAACCCAGUCAGGAAAAAAGGUUUGAUUUUAUACUUCACAUAUUUUUAAUGAUCAUGUGUAUAGAUAUAUUAUUAGGCACAUUAAUUUAGUAUAUAGUCGUAACAGAAUUUAGUAUCUUUAAUGUAAUACUGUGGUCACACUCGAACAAAUAAUUGCUUAGUUAAUCGUUUGAAAAAAGUCGAGCAGUCGGAUGUUCUUAUAACAAUUUAAAUUUUAUACUUGGUUACCGUUUACUUAAAGCCUAGAAUAAUAUCCGCCUUAUGUCAAACACUCAUAUUAAAAUUAAGUUUGUUCAGCGAUUGAGUUAACUAAAAUGACAUUUGAAAAUGAUAAUUUAGAUAAUAAAUACGAUGUAAAAGUGUGAUCGCAGUUAAAUUAUUGCAUUUUCGUAAUCGGUGCAUUUACGUGAUAUAGAAAGAUCCGCAUGUUGAUCGUCGAUUGAUCUCGAUCCUUGUUUGUAUAUUUUCACAGACAUUUGUCAUCACUCGUCUUUUAUAUACAGUAUUAUUAAAAUCGAUUCUAAGGCCUUAUUUGAAACGUCCGGAAAGGGAAAUGCAUAUUUAAUCUUAUGUCCUGUACAUAACAAAACUCCAUUUGUACUUCGAGAAAGGAAAGUAACACAUUCGAACUAGAGUUUAUAUUGAGGCCGGAGACGAAGUCGAGGGCUGUGAGCGCACAACUUGUGAAUUGUACUUUCUUUCGAGUGAUACGAGCCAACACUGAAUGGCUACUUGUAAAUAAAUAAAAAAAAGUAAUAAGAUUGAAGUUUGAAAAUAGAACUCAAUGUUAUUGAGUGAGUAUAUAAUUUCUUUCAUUCAUUUGUUAUAAGAUUUGGCGGCAAAUUGGAAAUUGUCUCUGCACUGCACGUCAGCAUAAAUUUAGUGCGAGAAAAUGUUCGUGGUACAACGGUAAUAUUGGAUUUUUCUCCGCGCCUAAGAAUUAUUUCGCAUUAUUGUCGAAUUUAAUUACAUACUUUUUACAUGAAAUAUUAUUAUUUCCUAUCAGGUGUCGUAUAAAAUAAUCAAAACACCUAUGUGCCAAGAAACAUCAUAUUAAAUAAUCAUAAAAAUAUUGUGAUUGGAAAUCAUAACAUAGAUCAUUGGCACGCAUAACCUUGACGACAUCAAGCCAGCAUUUCUUGGGUUUGCUCCUUCUGUACGGACCAGGCAGGGAGCGGCAUGGCCAGACAUUUGUUUCCUAGGUAAUGCGGUGCCAUUCAAGGCAAUACGUUUGUCCAGAAAUAAAAUCAUCACAGGUAUUUUUUCAAAUCAAAUUUUAAACUAUAUACCUAGUAUUUCGCAUUAGUCAAAUGUUUGAAAUGCUUUCACUUGAGCGGCUCAUAUUAAAAUUUCAUUUAUUUAAAUAUUUAUAAAUGAAAUACUAAUCUGAUGCAUUUAUUUUAUAUCUACAUAUACUUAGUACUAUAUACAUUUUUAGCGAUUAUGUUUGAAGUGUGAAUAAUCUCAGAAUUGCAGCUUAGCUUAAAACAAUUAAGGAAGACAAAGGAAUUCAUAUUGAUGCAUAUGUGUAUUUGCAUCAAAUCCGUUCACUAUAUUUAUUCGUUUGUUAUACAACGAUUCCUAUUGUAUUAGGUGCGAUCUCUAUGAUUUUGGACUGAUUUUUUUUUCUGCAUAACUAGCGAAUGUGUGCCGGAAGUAUUGCAUGUGUAUAUACAGCAUGACUUGAAAUAUAAACGGACGUCAUAUUUCUAGUCACACUGUAUGCCUGUAUAUAGGUAUAGCAUAGUUGUAUAUAAGAUAAUCUUAACAUAUUGAUCGAUUUGCUGUAGGGAAGACUGGUAAAGUUGAAUUUCUUAUCGAUUCAAUUUGAUUAAUAUAUAUAUAGUGCCAUUAUUAUAAUUCAGCUAAAUUUAUGGAUUAAUUUUUAUUUCAUUUUCUUUUAUAUCGUAAAAAAAUGAUUAGAUUCAUUAAAUUAAAACUUAAAUUUAAUAUUUAAUAUAUAUUUUGAAAAUGUGUGUUUUUUUUACCAAUUUAAAUUUAUUGUUUACAGUCGUUUUUCUUUAAAGGCAGCGAUGAUGUGUGGCAACGUUCAUAUAUAAGAAUAAAAUAAUAGUAAAUAGUUUUUUUUACAGUUGUAAAGUUACCUUUUUAUAACCAUGACUGCAGCCCGGCCUACCCUAGCAAUUAAAACACUCCUGGAAUGAUAUGAAUGGGGUAUAGAAUUCAUUUUUGAUAUGCAGAUAAUGUGUCCCGAAUAAAACCAGAAUCAUCAUCGUCUAAAAACAAUUAUUAUUUUUUUGCUAGAUAUAUUGCGCAUGAGCAGAGAGCUUAUGUUUGUGCCUAGAAAAUAAAUCGCGUACGUCUUCAGGUUUUCGACACAUAAGCUCCAUGCCCAUGCACUUUUUUCUUUUCAUGAGCGGGAGGUUCGCAGAGCGUUUCGGUCGCGCUGUCAUUAUAUUUUUUAAAAUUUUAACAAAGACAAGAAUGAGUUUUACUAUAUGACUUUACAUUCAUUACUCUGCACUGUAGUAAUGUUAAUUUUAUGAAUGAUUGAUUUUGGAAGUGAUUCCAUCUUCAAGAAAAUUGACGGAUUGUAAUGACCGCGCAGCCGCAGCUGCCGAAACGCUCUGCGAACCACCCGAGCAGCGUUAUUUAGAAGAAAUUGUUUUUCGUUUUUAAAGACAGGCACUUGAUUUUUUAUUCGGAGCCCAUGAUCGCCCAUGAUCGCCCAUGAGCACACCGCACACUAUAUGUCUUAAACAUAUAAUUCUAAUCAUUUUACACCAACGAAACGUUGUAGGGGAACUUGCAUUCGCGAUCACAACGAAUGUGACGCAGUCAUUGUGAGCUUGGAAUAUACGUGAAUGAUAAUUUAGUUACCGUUAGAAAUAUCUGGCCACGUGGUCGGACUUUUGUCGGACGGCGUGAACUUUUUUGCUGUUGUUUUGAUUAACUAAUGUGAAUAUUAAAACUUGUCACUAUCUUACACCACAUGGUCCUCCCAAUCGAAAGACUUGAAUAAAGUAUACAUUUUUCCAAUGAAGUAUGAAUUUGUCACAGCCAACUAAUUAUAUGGAAUAGCCGCACAGUUAGUUUAAAAUAUUUAAAAAAUAACUACUUAAUAAUCACAUUACAAUAGGGCAUUAUUGUUCUGAUCGCUUAAUAAGUAAACUAAGUCCUGUAUUUUGUUCAUAAAGAAAGCAAUAAAUAAUUUUAAUUAGGUACCUGAAGCGAAAGGUAAUGCAGUCUCAUUUUUAGGUGUUAAAAUCUCAGUCAAAAUUGUAAUUUGUAUUAAAAGAAUAUUUUGCGCGUUAGUUUGUAAACGACAUGAAAGAAGAAUCGGUUUUAUAAUAUUUCAUGGUCAGUCCAGACGUUUUUUUGCGAUUAAUCUCGCGUGAAAAAUUGUUAUAGUCGUUAUAAAAACAGUAUAAUUACGACUAUGGGUGGUUCGCAGAGCGUUUCGAAUGCUGCGGUCGCGCUGUCAUUACAAUUUUUAAAUUUUAACAAAAACAAGAAUGAGUUUUACUAUAUGACUUUACAUUAAUUACUCUGUACUGUAGUAAUGUCAAUUUUAUGAAUGAUUGAUUUUGGAAAUGAUUCUUCAAGUAUAUUGACGGAUUGUAAUGCCAUCGCAGCCGUAGCGGUCGAAACUCUCUGCGAACCGUCCCUAUAGAUAUGAUAAAGGAAUAUAUUUCAUUGCUGAAAGCAAUUUUAGCCGAGAUCUACUUAUAGAAUCUUAUGCAUAUCGUAGGGGCAAUGAAGGUUUAUGCCCUAAAUAUUUUCCCUCUAGUAUAUUUUAAGUUUAGUGCGUGGGUUGUGAAAAGAAUAUUAUAUGUAAUGCGAUUGUUUUGGAACGUUGUCAGUUGUGUCCCCUUAUAAUACAAUGUGUAAUUUUUUUUUACAUAAUAUUUCUUAGAGAUCUCUUUGUGCAUAAAACUAAGAAAUGUGAAGUGUACUUAAAUUGAUGAAUAUGUAAAGUAUGUGAUUCCGUUUGGAGCUGUGUUUUAGUUUCAAUAUCAAUGUCGAAAUAAUGAUCUUAAAGGAUGUUGAAAAGUGACAGCGAUAUCUUCUUCUCGACACUACUCUUUUGUCAAUAUGGCCCAGUAACUGAGUAUAAUGUCGACUAUUGAUAUUGGCUUUGGUGGAAUGGUGGCCUGGUUAUAGUUAUGCGCUAAAUGGUAAGCAAAAUGUGUCGUUGUUAGUUGAUUUCUGAAUGUAGCGGUAAAUUCAGUAUAUAUAUUUUAUUAAGGCUAUCAAUAAAUUGGUUUUCGUUUGUGUCGUAUAAAUCCGCCAUUAGCUUAGAUGUUGAUUGAUAUUAAAUAGGGUAGUUGCCAUUAAGUCGAAUUAGACACUUGUUUGCAUGUGUCAUAAGCAAAGAAUAUGUUUUUAUCAACGGGCACAAGUGACGUCACAAAUGUUGACGUUAAUGAGAACUAAAAAAUAAUAAAUGUGUACUAAAAAUAAAAUCGAUCAAUAAUAUUGACAUUUCAUUGUGUUGAAUUAUGCAAAUGCAUUGAUUGUGUUUAUUUUAUACACAGGCAACUACGUGUAUACGUUUAGCUAUAACUUUGGCCAAAUUCUAAUAUUAGCACUGGAUCGUUGCUUUCACUAUAUCACAAAUAGUACUAACACCCAUACAGCUGACAAAGCAAUUAUAAAUUUGUAUUAUGUAUAUUGAUGUCAACUUUAAUAUGAAUAUGAACUAUUUUUAAAAAGGCAUUUCUUUGUACAAGAAGUGUUUUGUAUUUGUAUAAAAAUGUGCCGUAUCUGAAAUUUGAUAAUGUAUGAAAGAAGUAUUUGUAUAUAAAAUAUUUUACUUAAUAAUUUGGAAAUAGUGUACAUCGUUCUCACUGUGCAUUUACCGGGCUCCAAUAAAAAAAAUAAGCAUUUAUUGUAUUUUAUAUAUGUUAGGGCUAAACCGCGAACUGCGGCUAGACCAAGGUUUGGCUGGUACAGGUGCAGUCGGUUUAUUGAUUGUUCGUCGACUCACGCCUAAAUUGGACCCGGAGUGAUGUGCCAGUGAGAUAAACCAGUGUAAAUUACGAGAAUUUGUGCGUAGCACUAAAUAAUAACAUGUUCUAUCUCUACCAAAAUAGUUAGCAUCAAAUCUCGGCUCAGCUUACGACGGACGUAUCGGCGACAGAGUCGCGUGCAGUCUGAGCCUGGACCCUCCGACACCUCGCCCCCCAUCGACACCACGGCCCUACCGAAACAAGCCUCG